Plectropomus leopardus (leopard coralgrouper) is the source of this 4268-nucleotide messenger RNA. RefSeq names its product SWI/SNF related BAF chromatin remodeling complex subunit D3b (gene smarcd3b). NCBI's taxonomy places the organism in Eukaryota, Metazoa, Chordata, Actinopteri, Perciformes, Serranidae. The record is from RefSeq and is a predicted model, not a curated record.
AAAAAAGUAAACUUAAUAUCUAUCUGGACAAGAGAACAUGCUACAAUGUUUUAAAUGUUGGUUAUCCAUUAGAAGGGAUUUUUUUUCGCAUCCGGCAACCAAAAGUUGUCCUAUAUGAUGGCUUAUAUCUUAUAAAUAAUUAUUUAAGGGGUUUAUAGUUAAACCUCAGUAUAGAGGUUGCUUUGUGAGAAAGUGUUUCAGUUUUUGUGGUUAGGGAGCUGAUGGAGCUGCCCCUCUUUUGCAGGAGUAAACAAUUUUUUUCUGUGCAUCACUGGAGGCUCUACGUCCCCCCAAAAAAUGUCACUCUUUGUUCUUGCACUGCGCAUUUAAUAAUAACCUGUAGUCAUCAUUUCACCCCUUUUGUUAGCGCUUACAUCGGACAGUAUACCCCCUUAAAAAAACCCGCUCCUGAGGGAUAAUUUGAUGACACUCCCUGCCACUGGUAAUUUUUCAUUAUAUCGACUCUCCAGCAGAGACCGCGCCUGCGCUCCUGCUCCCUCCCGAACAAGGCUUCACCAAUCCUGGCUCUGGCUCCAUCCCCGGCUCGGCGUCCCACAGGCCAGUGCUAAUAAGUCGCCUAGCUGUCCAGUAAUGGGGAAGUGAUAGGAGAAGACGCUGCUGUCUUUUAGAGCCGCGAGGAAGUUGAGGAGUGACGGGAAGCCUCGCGCCGCGCCGGACCGGACACCUCCACAGAGACACAUCCUACAGUUCCUGUUGUUGUAAAAAAAAAAAAAGCGCAUAGUGAUGGAGAGAAAGCGUCCUGGCAUGCCGUCUGGAGCGAGGAUGCCCCACCAGGGAGCUCCCAUGGGCCCCCCCGGCCCACCGUAUGGAGGGAGCCCGGCGGUGCGGCCCGGCCUGCCCUCCCCGGUGAUGGAGCCCAGUCGUAAGAGGCCUGCCCCCUCCCAGCAGGUCCAGCAGCAGCAGCAGCAGCAACAGCAGCAGCAGCAGCAGCAGGCCGUCCAGAACCGGGCCAGAAAGAAGCCAGUCGGAUUCCCCGGAGCCAAUGAGAUGCCGGCGAGGCAGAUGGACAUGAGAGAGCCCCAAUCAGAUCCCACGCUCGGAUCAAAUGCUAAGAGAAGGAAAAUGGCAGACAAGAUUCUUCCGCAAAGGAUCCGUGAGCUGGUCCCCGAGUCUCAGGCCUACAUGGAUCUGCUAGCGUUUGAGCGUAAACUGGACCAGACCAUCAUGCGCAAACGUGUGGACAUCCAGGAAGCACUGAAGAGACCAAUGAAGCAGCAGAAGCGUAAACUGAGGCUUUACAUAUCCAACACCUUCAACCCUGCUAGACCGGACGCCGAUGACUCAGAUGGCAGCAUUGCAUCAUGGGAGCUGCGAGUCGAGGGGAAGCUGUUGGAUGAUCCGGGGAAGCAGAAAAAGAAGUUCUCUUCGUUUUUUAAGAGCCUGGUGAUCGAGCUGGACAAAGACCUGUACGGUCCUGACAACCACCUGGUUGAGUGGCACCGCACGCCCACCACUCAGGAGACGGACGGCUUCCAGGUGAAAAGACCGGGAGACGUGAGCGUGCGCUGCACUCUGCUGCUGAUGCUGGACUACCAGCCUCCCCAGUUUAAGCUGGACCCUCGCCUGGCUCGCCUGCUUGGCAUUCACACUCAGACUCGCUCCUGCAUCAUCCAGGCCCUCUGGCAGUACGUCAAGACCAACAAGCUGCAGGACUCUCAUGACAAGGAGUACAUCAACUGUGACAAGUACUUCCAACAGAUCUUUGACUGCCCUCGACUGAAGUUCUCUGAGAUCCCUCAGCGCCUCACCAACCUCCUCCUACCACCCGACCCCAUCGUCAUCAACCACGUCAUCAGCGUGGACCCCAACGACCAGAAGAAGACGGCCUGCUAUGACAUCGACGUGGAGGUGGAGGACCCCCUGAAGGGUCAGAUGAGCAGCUUCCUCCUCUCCACCGCCAACCAGCAGGAGAUCGCAUCGCUCGACAACAAGAUCCAUGAGACCAUCGAGUCCAUCAACCAGCUGAAGAUCCAGAGGGACUUCAUGCUCAGUUUCUCCAGAGAUCCCAAGGGCUACAUCCAGGACUGGCUCAAAUCCCAGAGCCGAGACCUUAAGUUAAUGACAGACGUGGUGGGGAACCCUGAGGAGGAGAGGAGGGCGGCGUUUUACCACGAGCCUUGGUCCCAGGAGGCUGUCAGCCGCUAUUUCUACUGCAAGAUCCAGCAGAGGAGACAGGAGCUGGAACAGGCCUUAGCUGUCCGCAACACCUAAAGCGAGGCCCUCCUGAAUCCCUGCAUCAGAGCUGUGUGUGUGUGUGUGUGUUUGGAUGUGUGUGAGGCCAUCGCUGUAGUCUGGUGAUACCUCUAAAAACGUCGGUAACUAUAAGAAGAAAAAAAAACAGUGAUGAAAGAAAAUGCAAUUUCUUUCCAAAGAUUUGAAAUUAAAAAGGGAAUCUAGAGGAGGUGGUUUUCUCACCACAGCAGCGAUGUGCACGUGUGGAAGCCCAGAUCUCGAUCCGCUGCAUAUUUGCUCCGUUUUGUGCCGGACUGUGAGGACAUCAUCAUUAACCGCAUGUAUUCAGCUGCACCCUCGGAGGUCGAGCCCCUCAGACCGCGAGCAUCCUCAGACUCACUGCCUAAUAAACAAAAACCUCCUCGUCAUCGCUCCUCUCUGCUUCUGUAAAUAAGUCGCAAACAUGUCAAACUGACAAACUGAACCGGCUGCUCACACACCGCUGUGUUUUUGUUUUUGGAUUCUCAUCUUGAAAGAGGUCGCUGCUGCGUCCGACAUGAUGUAACCUGGUGUCACAGUCAAUCCUCCCGGCGCUCCGGAUGAGUCUUCAUAUUUCAUGUUGUUUGAUUGUACGUGUGACUGUGUGUGUGUUUUUGUUUCUCAUUAGCAGAGUGUCUUUUUUUGAAAGACUGAUAAAUUACACCAGCAAAGUCGAGAUUACGGUGUGACACAUUGGGUUGCAGGGAAUCAGCUCUAUCUUUAAACCUGAGGUGUGGAUUUUAUUCUUUUUCAGGUUUCAUGAAUCAAUUGGAAAACCUCCAGUGUGUCUCAUUUUAGUCGCAUUCGCCAGUAAACAGACUUCUUUUUACAGUAAUUCCCUCAACAGUAUUAAGUAUAUUAACUGAAGUAUUAUUACAGGAAUGAAAAGUGUAAUGAAGUAGAAACAGUACUCAAAAGUAUUGAUCAUCAUGGUAAUUUCUUCACUUAAAGGUCCAGCGUGCAGGAUUUAGGGGGAUAUGUUGGCAGAAAUGGAAUAUAAUUUAAUACAAAUACAUAUUCUUUAGCCAUUUGCGUUUUCUGUGAAUCCGCUUUAUUCAGUGUUUUUAUCAGUUUAGGUCACUGAGUUUUUUUAUUUCUCACAGCAAAAAAUGUUAUUAGAGAAAAAAACUUGAGCACACACACACCGCAAGGGUCCGCUUUGGUCUGUGUGACAUAAAUUUUGGUGUGUCGCUCGCAGGUUGGAUAAUUGAUCUGUAGAUCUAUUCACAACUGAUCAGAUGGGAUCAAUUGAUGAGAGGAGCAGCUGUUAGUGAGUGAAUUCAAACUUUUAGACUCAGCAGAGUGUGGUUAAGUUUCACUUUCAGUGCGCCUGAAGUUCUGCUGCUCCAUCUGUGCCCAGAGUACGCUGUGGAACUAGCAGUAAUGUUACAUAUAUUUCAACAGUACUCCUAAUGAACAAUCCAGCACCAAAAGUAAAAUAUCAACUUGUGGCAGCAGGUAUUUAAUUGUGACGGGCUGCCACAAAUAGAUGAUUGUGAGGGAAACACUGAAUCUUAUCUUGUUUCUGGACUGUAAGUGUAGCAAGCGUGUCGGCCAAAACACUGCCGUCAAGACAGCUACAGCCACCUCAUCAUUGUAAAUUAAGUUAAAUAUUUAAUAGGCAUUCACUCCGGAGCCAGCAGCGUGUUUUUAGUUUCACUCUCACCUGGUGUCGGCAGUAGAAGGACAAAUAGCCCUCGCAUUUACCUGCAGAGAGUUGAAGUGGACCUUCAGUUGUACUUUUGCACACAAAGUCACAAACUUGGAGUGCUAAUAAAAUGUCUACUGAAGAGGCUGUGAGUACUGCAUCAGAAAGUGUUCAUAUAGUAACUUUUUGUGAAUGCAGUAAACACAAUCCUUUUUGAACACAGCAGAACUGCGUGCACGUCUGCGUCUCCACCAACAGUGAUUUUAAACGUGAAACUGCUGUAUUUAGUGUUUUAAUGGCUUUAAUCAUCGGUUUGUUGUUUUGGAGAAGAAGAGACCUCUGUGGAUUAUUUGGCUCCAGCUAAAAAAAACCUCCUGAACAAUAAACA